AUAACAUAACGAUAUGGAUAAAAAAAAAAUAAACAUCACAUCAUUCGAAGAUUUCUAAUCAUUUAAUAUUUUUUGGUCAAAUUAUUAUUAAAAGAAUAUUAAUGCAGUGGCAAUGGUUUCAUAUAACUUUAAGGAAUUAAGAAAAAGUUCUUCUAUGGUUUCAAUUAAACUGGGUAAAUUAGAUUUAAUGGUUUUAAAAGAAAUUCUGUUAGUUUUUUUUUUUAUUAAUGAAAUCAGUAUAAAACAUUUGCAUUCACGCCAGUGUUUCAAAUUCGUUUCACCUGUUUUUUGGUCUUUCGUAUGUUUUUUUUGUUCAUGAUUCCUUUCUCUUAUCGUGACACCUUACAUUCAACUCAUAUGAAAAUAUAUUUUAAUUUUGUAAAUUAUUGACAAAUACCACGAAGGAACAUGUUUGUUUACGGAAAUGGUAUGCAAGUGAAAGGAAUUCAUAUUAUUGUAGGGGUGUCUGAUUAACUAGCGUUAAUGUGUGUUGUUAAAUCCAUAACGCAAAUUUUCUUUCUUUAUAUCACUACAAGCGUUUAUAAGCGUUGAGUACUCUUCUAUUAACAAUACAAUUUUUUUAUGACCUGAAAAACCGAUUUUUUUCAUAAUGCCAAACAAACUAGAAGGUAAAUUAAUUUUGUAUACAAAACCUGAUUACUCGUUUUUUCUUGUUGCUCUUUAUCAUCCAAUAGUAUAGAACAUUUUUUUUUUUUUGAAAUCAUUCUUUUUGAAUUAAACCAAUACUCUGUUUAGCAUUCUAACGUUUUUACGAAAACGGAAAAUAACUACAAUUGUUUAAUUGUUUCUCGAUUUAAACUUUUUCUUGUAUUUCCUUUAAAUUCAUCAUAUAUCACAUCAACCUAAACAAACAAAAAUUGCUGGUUUCGGUAUCCUUUUAAAUUACUUUAAAGCACAUCUUUCAUUAAACGGAAUUACUCGGUUUCAUUGUAUCCAAAAACUAUGAAUGAAAUAGAGAAUCAAGAUGAUGCGUCUGUAUCCUGCAUUUCAUCCUUUCAUCGUCGUAAAACAAGCCAAUGUGAAUGGAUUGACAUACUCCCUAUUUGUACAGCGAAUUAUUUAGAUUUGAAAUCUAUUAUGACAUUAAGAAGAACAUGUACUCAAAUGUAUUAUACGAAGAAAUUCAGUUUAUCUCACUGUAUUUUUGAUAAUUUCUCAACACUUACCGAACAGGAAUUUCUUUUUCAUGUUUUGCCUUGUCUAAGAAAAUUUUUAACAGCUCAAAGUAUGGAAAAGUUAAAUUUCUCUCAUUGUUGUUUACUUACCGAUACUUUUCCCAUUUCCCUCAUCCAUUCAUUUCUUAAUACAUGUUUUUUUAAAACGUUAAAAGCAUUAUAUUUUGAUUUUUGUUAUACCCUUACCGAUAAAUCAUUAAAAGUUUUAUUAGAAACCAGACUACCUUCCUUUGAAAUUCUAAGUUUUCGUUGUGCACGGUCACGAGAUCUUACAGGAGCACCUUUUAGUAUUGUAGGAUUAUUAUCCAGUUCACGGUGGCCUCGAUUUCAUCAGCUUUCUUGUAGUUGCACUCAAGUUAAUUUAACACAUCUUGAUUCGGUUGCCGAAUUCCUAGCAGAAAGAGCUACAGAAUUAGCAGUUACACCCAAAUUAAGUAUAUCAGGAAGCUUGGCAAGCAAUAGUUUAAUUCGUCGUUUAGGACUAGAAAGAGCACAUGAACAAUUUAUUGAUGCUAUUGUUGUCAAAGGAACUCUUCAACAUGUUGAAGAAGCAUGUCUACUAUUUCAAAAAUUGUGGUAUCAAGCAAUGGAGACCGAUGAGAAUAAAUCUAAAGUAUUACAUCGCUUAGUAUUUCAUCGCGCUAUUACAAUAUUGGUGAACGCUCCAUGUUCUGUAGCGGUAGUUGAUGAUGGAAAAGGUCAUGAGAAGGUUUUUUGUUUUUUACAACAUCGGCAGAAGGGAGUCAAACAAUCUUGUAAUAAUGAGGAUGGAAAUAAUAUCAAAGUUGAUAAUUUUUUGAAUCAUUCAAAUAAAACCACAACAUAUGCUAUGGACUCGUCAUGUGCGAAGGAUUUAUGUCCGUUAAAAGAUUUUCAAAGUCUCGCAGAACAGGAUAUGUCACAUUUCGUUCAUUAUUUACGUUGGACGUAUCCUUUACCCAUUGCUGUUCGGUUGGGUAAUUUACCUUUAGUCCACUAUUUAAUUAAAAAAGGAACUUAUGUGGAUGUAUGGGGAUACAAUUUCGCUACACCUUUAUAUACUGCGGCAUCUCAUGUUUUAUGCAACGAUAAAAUUCUAGUGAAUACAUCAUCUCAGGAUGUUGAAGGAUCACAGGAAAAAAAGAAACACAUUGACAGUCUAGCAGACCAUUCUACUAGUGAAGCGUUAAAACAAAAUUCUUUACUUUCUGAAAAUAAUUCAAGAUUAAAAAUGGUUUAUCUUCUUUUAAAAAAUGGGGCUCCCGUCGAUGCUCCAGAUUUAUAUUCAGUUAAAUGUCCUAUUAACGCCGCUAUUAAAAAUGAUAAUCAAGAUUUGCUCGAAUUGUUUUUAGCUUGUGGAGCUACGGUAAAUGUGCGAAUGUUGAAUCAAAAUAUAAUUCCACCUCUAAUUCAACUAUCUAAGCGUCAACAACAAAAAAAAAGAACUGUGAAAGGUUUAGCGCGGCUUGGAUAUAAGUCACCUUUAUUUGUUGCUUGUGAAUUACAAGCAUGGCGUUGUGUUUCCGUGUUAUUAAAUCACAAAGCUGACCCGCAUUGGAGGGAUCCUUUCAGUUACCGAAAUGUUACUCCUACAUUAUUAGCGUAUCGUAAAAAUUCAGCGAUGCUACGUUUAUUUGUGCUCAAAGGUGCUGGAAGCACAGAAGAAACAAGAUGGGUUCUUUCUGAAGUUUUAGCUGCCGCUAUAUUACAAGAUGAUGUUCAAACAAUCUCCUUUCUUAUAGGUACAUAUCCUGACUUAAUGUAUCGAGAAUCCAGUGGUAUGUGGUCAUUACCCCUUCAUCAAGCCUCACGUUUAAAUAAAAUAGCUCUUGUUCAACGCCUUUUACAACUUGGGAAUGAGCCGAAUGUUACAAAUAAUGAAAGUUUGACACCACUUCAUUUUGCUUCUAGUGAAGGAAACAGACACAUCAUUGAACUCUUAGUUAAGAACGGAGCUGACGUUGAUAGGAUAGGUGGACCUCAGUUAAAUACGCCUUUACAUAUGGCUGUCGAAGAGAAUCAUAUUGAAGCUGUUGAACUGUUAUUGAAAUUAAAUGCAAAUGUUACUAUAAAAAAUAUUGCUGGGAUGACACCUUUGAUGGUGGCUAUAGUUGCAAGGCAUGAUAAAGUUGCACCUCUUUUGAUUCAACAUGCAUCUGUUGAGGCUUUAGAUACAUUAGAUGAUAACAAUCGUUCGGCAUUGUUCUACGCUAUUCAUUUUUGCCAAUUUAAAGUUGCCGACUUUUUAGUGGACAAGGGUGUUUGUCUUCAACUUACUGAUUCAGCCAAUGCAACAGCUGAAUCACUUUUACUUGAAAAAAUCCAUUCCUUUAAAAAAACAAAUUUAUCAUUAAAUAAAUUGUUUUGGAACUUCGUUAAUGUAACUUCAAAAGCUAAUACAUAUCAUACAACAGCCUUGACUGGCAAGCUUGAAAACAGCGAGUGUUUUAAAGCUUACGGACGGUCCAUGUGCGACGCUGAGAAACAACAACCAGAUCAAGCAUUAGAUGAAAGUGUUAAAAAACUAACCAAUAAAAGAAAAAAAUUAGCAAAACAACUUUUAACAAAAAUUCGAUCACGUUUUAAAAAACCUCACUGUACUACAGCUGGUUUGACAUCCAAUUUUCUAUCAACUAGUUUACCCCAUGUUGUUUACCCCCACAUAAUGUCUCACAAGUCUCAGCAAAUAGCCACUGGUCACAUCUCGUCUUCCUCCUCUCAGACCAACCAAAGCGAUUGAUUUGAAGAAAAAACUUUACGAUUUUUGUUAAUGUAUCAUGUGGAACAAAUAAAAAAUUGUAUUAAGUCAUACCAGAUGGCACACCGAAUAGAAUGAAAAUGGUUUUAGAUCAUAUUUCCCUUUUGUCCCACUAGCUUUUUCACGUAAACCAAAUUUUUUUUUUUCGUUUAGCAUAAUUAAAUAAAAUUGUUUAACAUAUUUUUUAAAGUUUUUCGUUUACACCAUGUAGAAACAAAUUAGAGAUAGUAAACUAAAAGGUGUUUUUUUAUUUAGGCAAGAAGAAUAAAGAAAAUAGUGACGUUUUGUGUGUUCGUUAAAUGAGUGAAUUAAAAGUAUAAUGUUUUGUUACAUAAAAACAAAGUUUUCGUAACGAAUAAAAUAUAUAGACAAAAAGACUGUUUGAAAAAGAAAGAAAUUUUGUAGUUUAGGAAAAAUAAAUUUAUAUUAAAACGUUAACAAUUUAAAAUAAAAAGUACUCAUGAUUAAAUUUUCGCCCCUUGUACUAAGCGAAUCAUACAAAAAAAAAGCUAGAGUUUAAUAUUUUUAACUUGAUUUAAAUGAAACGAGGCGGUAAAUAAGUUUUUAUUUGAUGUUAGCGUUAACAGAUAAUACCAUCCUACUAAUAAAUUUAAUCUGAAAUAUUCAGAGUUUUGAAGAAGUUUUUUUUUUUUUUUAACGAAAAUUAUUAUCUUUUAAAUUUUUUUAGUUAACAAUAAUAUAGUGAAACGUUUUUAAUGCGGAUAAUCGAAUAUUU
Molecule: messenger RNA, 4669 nt
Organism: Hylaeus volcanicus
Lineage: Eukaryota; Metazoa; Arthropoda; Insecta; Hymenoptera; Colletidae
Product: ankyrin-1-like
Exons: 15
Coding region: 964-3915 (983 amino acids)
Biological process (GO): positive regulation of transcription by RNA polymerase II
Cellular component (GO): nucleus
Molecular function (GO): protein binding; transcription cis-regulatory region binding
Source: RefSeq, a predicted model, not a curated record